Chironomus riparius is the source of this 3046-nucleotide messenger RNA. NCBI's taxonomy places the organism in Eukaryota, Metazoa, Arthropoda, Insecta, Diptera, Chironomidae. The record is from the annotation of a GenBank genome assembly.
UAAAAAUAAAAAACCAAACUUUACACAUGUGACAUGUGGAGUGAAUGUUAAUUAAUUACCUAAAAUUUCCUAUAACCAUCCCAAAAAGUUUAUUUUUGUUUUGAAUGAGAGAAAUUUUGUGAUUGUGACUUGCAAACAUGACGUAUAAGAAAACUUUAAUCAUUGGAUUUGCAUUCUCUGGGCUAAUUUUAUUAAUUGCACUUGCCACUUACUAUAUCUCGCUCGGUGAAUGCACAAGUGGAUAUCUCGCAUGCGACAACGGCAAAUGUAUUCCUCAGAAGCUUAUAUGCAAUUUCAAUCGGGACUGUCUCGAUGGACAAGAUGAAAAUCCAACAAUGUGCGGAAACUUUUAUGGAUCAAAUAUAGUGGAAACAACCAAUAAAAGACUAGGAAGGAAGCUUUUACUUGAACGGUUUAUGCUAUACAACUUGACAACUAUAAAGGAAUAUGAUAAUAAAUGCGUUCUUGAACAAGAUGAAAUUCCACAAGGAUGUGAAUGUGUCGCUAUCUUCCAAAUUAAUUGUAAGGAUGGCAAUAGAACAAGCAUUCCACAAACAUUUCCCACGAAUGUCGUGAGGAUUCUCUUGAAUAACAAUCGAAUUAACCUUGAUUCAAACGACACAUUUGGGGCAUAUGGAAAUCUCACAUACUUGGAUUUGAGUAACAACACUAUAACGCACAUUCCAUCACGAAUCAUCCACAAUAAUAUGGAAUUACGAAAACUAUAUCUGCGAAACAACAGGAUUGAAAAGCUUCCGGAUGAUUUAUUCAAGUCUUCAACUUUAUUGCGCUGGCUACUUUUGGAUUAUAACAAGAUUCAAGAUUUUGAUUUGAAAAUACUUUCAAACUUAAAGAAUCUCCAUUUGUUAAGAUUAGACUACAAUAACUUGAAAUUACGUAAAAUGAUAUUUCCUGAACUACCGGCUCUUAAUGAACUGUUUCUUGACGGCAACUACAUAAUGGAUAUCACAAAGGAUCACAUUGUCAAUUUGUACAAUCUAACCUUAAUAUCACUUCGAUAUAAUCUCAUACAGUCAAUCGAUGCAUCCACAUUUACUCAUCUCAGUGAAUUGCUAGACUUACGUUUAUCUGGAAAUCCCAUUACAAAUCUCGACAGCGGAGCUUUUGUGAAUCUCAAAAAAUUGAAUGCAUUGUACUUGGAUGAUAUAUUUGCCGACAUAGAUUACGACAUACUCUCAACUUUAAAUGUUUCAUUGCUGAGCUUACGAGGAAUUCCUUAUGAUAGAAUUAAUUUUAAUGCCAUUGAGAAAAUACAAAAGUUGGAGCAUAUUGUAUAUAAGAAAUUUGUGUACUGCUCGAAUACAGCUUUUGUAAAGAAAUGCUAUCCCAAAACAGACGGAAUUUCGUCAACAUCCGAUUUGUUGGAGAAACGAAGUUUACGUUAUUCUGUGUGGAUUAUGGCAAUCUUGACCUGCGUUGGAAAUGCAUCUGUAUUAUGGGGUAGAUUGCAUGAUGAGAAUCGCUCAGUGAGUCUCGUAAUACGAAAUUUGGCAAUUUCUGACAUGAUAAUGGGAAUUUAUCUCAUCAUUAUUGGAUAUAUGGAUAGUCGUUAUCGAAAUGUGUAUCAUGAAAAUUCAGGCAAUUGGGUCAAAUCAUGGGAAUGUGCAUUGUCUGGAAUGCUUGCGAUGACCAGCUGUGAAGUUUCCAUCCUAAUUUUAACAUUCAUGUCAAUUGAGCGAUUCCUUCUCAUAUCAGAUCCAUUUGGACACCACAAACUUGAUACGAAAAAUGUUAUUUUCUGUCUAUACUUAAUAUGGCUAGUUGGUAUAUCCAUUGCCAUUUUACCGGUUAUACUAUUUCAUUCAUCGACAAAAUUUUACGGUGUUUACAACAGCGGAACAUGCUUUCCCUUUUUCAUCGAAGAGGUUUAUUCGACUGGAUGGAUUUAUUCAGCAUGUAUUUUCUUAGGGAUUAAUUUCAUCCUGCUCGUUUUAAUUGCUGUACUUUACACAUCCCUUCUCUUCUCAAUUUUCCGUACACGACGUGCCACAAGCUUAAAUUUCUUCGAUUGUGAAUUCGCUAUAAGGUUCUUUUUUAUCGUCCUAACGGAUGUAAGCUGUUGGGCACCGAUUAUAGUUUUGAAACUUUUGGCUUUAUACAAUGUCGAAAUAUCAGGAGAUGUCUAUUCAUGGCUGGUCGUCUUCGUCUUACCAUUAAACUCAACUAUCAAUCCACUUCUAUUUACAUAUACAACGCCAAAGUACCGUGAUCAAAUAUUUUCAGCAUUUAUGAAACCAAAAGACUUGAAGAAGCAGGAAAGUAGCUCAAAUCAAAUAACUGCCGAUGAAUCUCAGACAAAAGUGAGCUUACUCUACAACUCAAAUGGUUCAAUCUCAAAAUGGAAAUUUUUUACAAAAUGAGAAUUAAAUAGCAGUAAAAUUUACAAAUUGUAGCUUUCUUUGAAAGGGAUUUAUACUGAAAAACGAAUUUACAUUUUUUGUGUAUUCAUGUCAUAUUCAUAUUUAUAUAUCAGGCAAGUAAGGAAGUCAAUAUACGUAAAUUAUUGCUGUUGAUGCAUUUUUCGAUGUGAUAAUCUAGUGAGAUAUAAGAUGUAGGAGUCUGAUGAGGUUUUGAUCUAACCUAAAAUUAUGAUUGACACUUGAUUGAGAUUUUAAGGAUGAAAUCCGGGCAAGCAUUAUGUUAUCCAUUAAAAAUUGGACUAGAGAACAUCAAAAUUUUAAUAAUUGAAGUAAUUUUCAUGUGAUUCUUUCAAUUUGAACAUCCUAGAACAAACUUAAUGAAAACAGUCGGUCACAUACGCACAAAAUGAUCCAGAGGUGUAGUCAAGAUUCAAAAAAGGUCCAGCCUUUAUCGUUAUAUAACUGUAUCAUGGGAAUACCUCACACAAACAGCCAAAAGAAACUUUUUCUGUUGACCAUGAAUGUUCACCUUACUCAUUCUUAUUAUCAUCAUCCGGAAAAUGCAUCAGAAUAUUCAAAAAGCUCAUUGCCAUGCCAUACAUAUACGUGUAUAUUAAAAUGUAGUAUGUAAAUUAUGAUAAUAAAAAUGUCCAAAAUGUUAAUAA